AUGAUGGAUCGACGAGGCAGGAGUGACAUAUGCCAAAUGAGACCGCUAAGGGAUUGUUUGAAACGUAACAUGGAUGAUAUACGGAAGUGUAUUAAGGAAGUUGAGAUUUUUGAGAAGACCUGCGGAGAGGGCGUAAACUAUGUUCAUUCGAGGGAGGGGCUGGAUGAUACCAGGAGUGGGCUAUUUUCCGGUAGGAGGCACUUAUAA
This is a messenger RNA of Babesia microti strain RI, 207 nucleotides long. RefSeq names its product conserved Plasmodium protein, unknown function. The coding region runs from base 1 to 207 and encodes 68 amino acids. Lineage: Eukaryota; Apicomplexa; Aconoidasida; Piroplasmida; Babesiidae. The record is from RefSeq and is a predicted model, not a curated record. The transcript has a single exon.